AUGGGGUCCACCAAGCACCACAAGGCAACACGAGUGACGAUGUGCAUCGUCCAGCCCGAGAUCUACAUGGCCUUGAUGCAAGUGCGAGCUCCUGCGAAGCCAGCGUACCUGAAGUCUCGAGAGACGUCCGUGGUAGAAGGAUGCCACCCGAUGGUAUGCUCCUCCGUGUAUGCAACAAGCGAUAUGGUUGUAUACACGGAGGGGUUCAAAGGUGUGGUUCUUCCUCCCUAUGUUCUCGUGCGGUCCAGUCUUUGGCACUGCUUCAUGUCCAAAUGGCCUGCCGUGAGUCACCAGAUGACAGGAAUGUGA
Symbiodinium sp. CCMP2456 is the source of this 309-nucleotide messenger RNA. The record is from the annotation of a GenBank genome assembly. NCBI's taxonomy places the organism in Eukaryota, Dinophyceae, Suessiales, Symbiodiniaceae.